GUCUCACCGGCGCAGAGCCGCCAUUGGUCCGGGUCGGUGCAUCGCCGGUCUCCGGGAGCCGCGCUGGAGAUGGAGGGAGCGCUGCUGAAAUGGACAAACUAUCUGUCGGGUUGGCAGCCCCGGUACUUUGUGCUGGAGAAUGGUAUCCUCUCCUAUUACGACUCUCAGGAUGAUGUGGGUAAAGGCAGCAAAGGAAGCAUCAAGAUGGCUGUGUGCGAGAUCAAAGUGCACACCACUGACCCCACCCGUAUGGAGCUGGUCAUCCCAGGUGAGCAGUACUUCUACCUGAAGGCAGGAGGUGCUGCUGAAAGACAGAAAUGGCUGGUGGCUUUGGGCAGCUCCAAGGCUUGUCUUGGGGACAGCAGGAGCCAGAAGGAGAAAGAUCUAGACCUAAGCAACGAGUCCCUUGGCAGAAAGUUGUCUGAACUGCGGCUGUAUUGUGAUGUACUCACACAGCAGGUCCUGGCUGUGCAAGACGCAACACACCCUCAAGAUAAUGGCUCCCCACUUGACAUUCAGAAAAUGAAUGAAGCAUCAUCCUUGUUACAAGCAACCUGCAGCCAGUUCAUCUCAACGCUAGAGGACUGCAUGAAAUUCGCAAACACGCGAUUGGCUCCUGAGCUCUACCACCCUUCAACGGUCUCUCAGCUUUCUGAUUUUGUGGGCACUAAACUCCCACAUUCCCACCGGGUGAGACGUUCUAUGAGCCACACAGGCAUAGUCUCCUCAGACAGGUCUCUGGAGCCAACUCGUGUCCCACCUGUCCCUCCCAGGGGCACCGUUACUGUGCUACGCAAUUUGGAGGAAAUGGUGAUGUUACGAUCGCAGCACUGGGGGCAACAGGGUGCCCAUCCCGAGAGCCCCACUGGCACCAUCAUUGAAGAAGCAGUUGAUACACCGCUGCCACUGCAGGACUCUCCAGAGAAUUCAGCCGGAAGUGGCCAAUUACUCUAAUCUGGAUUCUACAGCUGCUUCAACUCGUGGACAGUUUGGAGCUGCUUGCUUUGGAGCAGUCUUCACUGCUUGUGUGCUGGCUAGGUAGCUAGAACCAUUGGCCUGAGGUUCCCUCCUCUAGCAUAGGAAUAGCCCAAGGCCUGUAGGAUGUGUGGCCAGAUGCACUCUGUGUUCCUGUGGCAUUGGCAAGCAUCAAGAGCGAGGAGUAGGUUCCAGGCUCAGCUUUGUAUUUUGGUCUUGUGGUUGCCACUUGUUAGGAAGUUAUGCCAGGUCUGCUGGGCAUGCCUUGGUAAGAAGGAGAUGGGGUGACAGGAGAGGGAUCAGUUCUUCAUGCUGGACUAAGCAGGCAUGGGGACUUGGCCCUGAAAAGAGCAUGGGAUGCUUGGGAGGCAUCUUUUUACUGGAGAGAUUCUGCAGACAUCUCCUGGUGCCCAUGCUCUUAUUAAAUUAACUCCAGGCAUCGAAGCCUAGAAAAUCAUGGUGUCUGGUGUGGAACAUGUUCCUCAACCUUUUGAGCCUAAGAUCUGUACAGUUUUCCAGCUUCAGAGGUCAUCUUGGCAAGCGCUCUCCUCCUUAGUGACUUUAUAGGACACCACUGAUCCAGGAAUGUACAAUAUUUUCCCAUGGAGGAUUUGGCAUCCCUUUCUUCCUUGACAGAGAGCAGUUCCUUUAAGCCCCCAAUUUUCUCCAACUCCAAUUCAUGGAGUUGGCCCUAUGGGAUGUAAAAUUCCUCCUAUGUUCUCCUUGCUUCUCUUUAGCUCUUUGUCGAGAGAGUAUGUAGGCAAGACCCAUGGUAGGAAAAAUAGCUUCUGUGGACAUCUAACAUGAAUGCAACAUUCAACCCCUCCCCUCGUAGGGUGCGGAGUCAGGUGACUACAGCCAUUUGCUUACCAAACGUCAGCUCACUCUCUCAACUUUUGUGUACAGGAGCAAAGUCUUUGUUUUGUGGAAUUGUUUGUAUUUGACAUUUUUGUACAGAAACAUGGCAAGAUCUUGGGAGGCUCUGUGUGUGUGUGUGAGUGCAAACACGUGAAGCGGUGUGUCUGCGUGUGUAUCACUUUCUUUGUCUCUCACUGGAACCUGUUUUAAGUGGAGAGCCCUGCCAAAGAUCAAACUCUAAUUUUGAAUGAAGACUCUAAUUUUUGAAACAAAA
Messenger RNA from Anolis sagrei ordinatus, 2107 nucleotides. RefSeq names its product pleckstrin homology domain-containing family A member 3-like. The record is from RefSeq and is a predicted model, not a curated record. Gene Ontology annotation, cellular component: trans-Golgi network; early endosome; recycling endosome. Gene Ontology annotation, biological process: receptor recycling; retrograde transport, endosome to Golgi; endosome organization. Lineage: Eukaryota; Metazoa; Chordata; Lepidosauria; Squamata; Anolidae.